Messenger RNA from Marchantia polymorpha subsp. ruderalis, 1621 nucleotides. The record is from the annotation of a GenBank genome assembly. NCBI's taxonomy places the organism in Eukaryota, Viridiplantae, Streptophyta, Marchantiopsida, Marchantiales, Marchantiaceae.
CGUAGGUCGAGCGUGGUGCCACAGCUACGCAGUGGAUGCCGAGGUGGGUGGCCGCGGAGGACGAGGAAGAGUGAGGAGCAAGAAAGGCUGGAGCCAUUGCCUCGUCCCACGCUCCGACACUCUCGUCGAUUCUGCCGCAGCUCACUUUGCGCGACGAUUUAAGCUCGUGCUCGUGAUUCUUUCAGGUUUUCGUGGACGCUUGAAAGAACUUUUCGAGGCACAUGGUCAACAUUCAUCUUCUUAAGGGCCACUCUCUCCGGUCUAUUCUAUCGCUGAGCAAGAUGGCAUUUAGUCGGACGUCGAGAGAGAUAUGAUGACACCCCUUGCGGUGUAAGUGAUGAAAGGCUUAGACUGUGACGUACUUCGACAAUGGAAGGAAUUACCCACGUGAAACCGAUUCAGUACCUGCAAACUUGGCGGCCAUGGAUGAGUCUUUAUGGCACAAGAAUACGGCCUGUGGCUCCUGUGGGCAGCCUGAGUAGAGGAGGUGUUCAUGAUCCCUCUCUUUUGCAUCGUACUCUUCCCGACGAACUUCUGCACGAGGUAUUCAGCCGAGCUGCACCCUACGCUUUGGGAAGUGGUGCAUGUGUUUGUCGCAAAUGGCGGCUUGCUAUACGCCAUCCAGCUCUUUGGCGGGGAGCCUGUUUGAAAGCUUGGCAGAUUUUUGGGGUACAAGAGAACGAACGAAUCGUCAAGAAGUCCUACGGAGGUUCCUGGAGAAGGAUGUGGAUAGAACGUCCUAGGCUCCGAUUUGAUGGUAUUUACGUGUCUCGAAAUACUUACAUCCGUGCAGGCAUCACUGAGUAUAAAAUCACCAAUCCCGAGCGUCUGAUGUGCUGCUACUACAGAUACAUUCGGUUUUAUUCAUAUGGAAAGUUUCUGUAUAAGACAACACCCAUGACCCUCAAGGAGGUAGCGAGGUACUUCCAAGGUCGUCCAUCUAAAGCAGACCCUGUCUUUGGCGGACGCUACACAAUUGCAGGCAAUCAGGUUGAUGCUGCAAUUCUGUACCCAGGAGAGAAACCUACGGUCUUGAGAAUUCGCCUAAGACUUCGAGGAAAAUACCCUGGUGUCAACAAUCUACUGGACCUUGAGUCAUUGAUCACAAGCGGAGUUGGUGAAAAUGUACAUAUGGACGAUGAUGAUGAUGUCAUGGAUGAAGUUGAAGGGUGGGAAGAAGAGGAAUCACAUGAUCCAGAUAUUCCAGCUGUAAGACAUAAGAGGGGAUGUGCAACUUUUGUCUUUGUGCCUUUUGAAGAGGUGGAAACAUCAGUCUUGAACCUACCAGUAGACAGAAUGGACUUUUAUGUGCCUGGUUGAUGUUGGCCGUACGCCAUACUGUGUGAGGUAUUUGGCUCUUUGCAACCAAGGGAUGACUCAGCCACUGGUAGUUCGUAAUUAUUCUUGGUUGGAUACAUCUCGGAGAUAGAUUGAGGUUGUUGUGCUACAUGUAAAUUGAAGUAAGAUUCGUAAUAGGACGAGACUUCAACCAGAUUCUGUUUUGGUCAAAUAUUUUCUGGCCGCUGGCCGAGAGCCAGUGUUGAACCGGUGUGUAAAGUGUCUUCAAGGCAAUACAUUUCAAAGUGUUGAAACACAAAUUCACGAAGCCGAAACUGUUCCC